This is a messenger RNA of Oppiella nova, 768 nucleotides long. The record is from the annotation of a GenBank genome assembly. Lineage: Eukaryota; Metazoa; Arthropoda; Arachnida; Sarcoptiformes; Oppiidae.
GUACAACUAUUAUAUUUACUAUAAUAAUCAAUAAUGUUCAAUAAAAUCAUAGCCGGCUCAGUUGCCUAUGUUAUGCUGUCAUUCAUUGUCAGCGCUUACGCUCAAGGCACGUGUGCACCUCUGUGUAAUUGUGAUUGUCAAUGCGGCGCGACUACAGAUUGCUCCCAGUGUUCAGGACCAUCAACCUGUCCACCGGGAUGGAGCCUGGCACCUGACAACACGUGCGUGAUCAUUGGCCCCAAAACGGCCACGACCUACGGCGCUGCCCUGGCAUAUUGCAAAAACACGUACGGCGCUCACCUGGUCACCAACAAAAAUAGCAUGAAAAACACUUUCUUGAUCAACCUGUUCACGUCAACGAACCUGGGUAGUAGCGUGUGGUUGUGGACCACCAGGGUCGAUAGUAGCAACAACCCGUCCACCAGUUUCAUAUGGUCCGAUGGCGAUGACAUGACCAUGUACAAUAACUUUGCCGGUUCCGAUCCCAAUGGUGGGAGUGCAAAUGAGCUGUGCGUGUUCAUAAACGGGGGAAGCGGUAACCAGUGGUACGAUUACGGUUGCGGUCAAACAGGGUGGAGCGGCUUUAAUUUUGUAGCGUUAUGCCAUUGUUUAGUUAUUUCUUUUGUUCCAGGUCAUACCCUGGUCAGGUGUUUGCGUAUUGACGGCGUUCAUUAUCACGGUAUCUGGUCAAGGAUACUGGAGUGGUCGGCCUGGUACUGGGCCAACACGUCCCGGAUGUCCGUUUGCUCACACACUCCUACACUAUAG